This is a messenger RNA of Colletotrichum phormii, 381 nucleotides long. RefSeq lists its product as uncharacterized. The transcript is spliced from 2 exons. The coding region runs from base 1 to 381 and encodes 126 amino acids. NCBI's taxonomy places the organism in Eukaryota, Fungi, Ascomycota, Sordariomycetes, Glomerellales, Glomerellaceae. The record is from RefSeq and is a predicted model, not a curated record.
AUGUCCAACCCAGCAGAGCCCACAACCCAGGAAGCCACUGCACCUGCAGACUCUACGGCUGCUCCUGCGCCUACCACGACCAUGCCCGAUGCUGCUGGCCUUGACGUCCCUAUGGCCGAUGCUGGCGAACCUGCUUCGUCUCCCGUUCCGAUCCCGCAGGUCGCCCCGAGUGCUCCUAGCCCUGCUCCUCGAACUGGUACUCCCAGCCGUAAUGUCAAUGGCGAGGCCAGCUCUCGUGCUGGCUCAGUUCAUCCGGAUACGAAUGCGACGAACAUCCCCAACCGCGCAGUAGAGCAUGGCGACAGUGCCCGCAUGUACAUCAAUAACCACGUCACUGCUGCUCUGCUCGAGGGCAUGAAGAUUAUCAGCAAGAACCAGUAA